This is a messenger RNA of Strongylus vulgaris, 1143 nucleotides long. NCBI's taxonomy places the organism in Eukaryota, Metazoa, Nematoda, Chromadorea, Rhabditida, Strongylidae. The record is from the annotation of a GenBank genome assembly.
AUGCAAGAAUCUAAUUGGGACAACCCAUGUUUCGUCAAAACCAAGCCUGAAAUUAUUCAAUAUUGGGGAUAUCCAGUAGAAGUUCACAAAGUAUUGACUAUGGAUGGCUAUAUACUCACCUUGCAUCGGAUACCGUAUGGCAGAAAUUGUAGACAGGUGACAGCAAAUCGACCUGUAAUUUUUCUGCAAUCCGGUCUACUUUGCUCCAGUGCACAUUGGGUGCUCAAUUUGCCACAUCAAUCUGCUGGCUUUGUCUUUGCUGACGAGUGCUUUGACGUAUGGCUAGGCAAUAUGCGAGGAAAUGUUUAUUCCAAAGAACACAUUAGGCUCAACAGCCUAAUAAGCGAUUUUUGGAAAUUCAGUUGGGAAGAAAUGGCCAGAUAUGAUCUACCAGCAAUGGUCGACUAUGUUCUUGACAAAACGGGAGCAAAUUCUUUAAAUUAUUUUGCCACUAUAGGCCAAGGAUAUAAUUUUUAUCUCGCUUUCAAACAAAAUCCUGUCCAUGUUUUAUUUUACAUACAUUACUCGAUGCUUUUUCAGAUUCGAAAAUUUUUCGCUCUUGCGCCGGCGUAUAGGACGUUUCAUGUUGAAGGAGCAAUGUAUCAUCACUUCAAACAAAACUAUGAACUAACUACCCUAUUUUACCAACUGCUUGGAGAUACGGGGAUUUAUUUCUAUGACCUUACGCGGCCAAUAGCACAAGCUAUGUGUAAUAAUCCUGUUACCAAUCCAAUGUGUGAAGAUUUCCUCGCCUAUGUAAAUGGACCCAAAACUGAUCACUUCAAUUCAGUGAGUGUUUUUAAUUUUGACGAGUUAGGAAUUCAUGAUAACAAGGUUAAGUCAAGAACGGCUGUCUACUUAUCACACGGUCCAGCGGGAACAUCAACGAGGAAUAUGCGUCAUUAUGCGCAAAUGCUUCGUACUAGUCGAAUGGCCUCAUACGAUUAUGGACCAGAGGAAAAUCUUCGACACUACGGAACGGUCAGCUUAUUUACUUCCACAACACCAGAGUACGACAUUAGCCAGGUGCAAGCCAACAUAUAUCUUUUCUAUGCGGACCUCGAUUGGGUGGUACCUGCUCAAGAUGUAGAACAAUAUCUGCUACCGGCACUUCCACCAAGUUCGUUGAAACUUGUGAGGUGA